UCUACACACAAAAUGGAAAAGGAUAGUGUUGAAGGCACACAUUAUUGGGAAACUAUGUUCCUCCAAGCUGAUGAACUUGAUAGUAAUUAUUUGGGUGAAGCAUUUUCUGCACACUAUGAUUUGAGCUCUCCUGUUGAAAAGCAGUCAUCAAUGACCACCAAAAACAAUAUUAUUUCCGAGAGGAAUAGAAGGAAGAAACUCACUGAAAAGUUAUAUGCACUGAGAUCAGUGGUUCCCAACAUUACAAAGAUGGAUAAAGAAUCCAUAAUCAGGGAUGCCAUGGAGUAUAUCAACAAAUUACAUGAAGAAGAGAAGAAAAUUCAAGCCGAAAUAUCAGAUAUGGAAUCUGCAGGAAGUUCAUCAAAAAGUACAGUUUUUGAGUUUGAUCAAGAGGAAAUCUUUAAGUCAAAGAGAAUAAGAACUGAUCAGGAGCGUUUCCAUAAUUUCAGAGGGUCAAGAUCAUCUCCCAUUGAAGUUAUCCAGUUAAGAGUAUCCAGCAUGGGAGAGAAGACAGUUAUAAUCAGCCUCACAUGUAGCAAAAGAACAGAUACAAUGGUAAAGCUUAAUGAAAUGUUUGAAUCUUUGAACCUAAAAAUCGUUACUGCAAACAUCACUGCUUUCUCUGAUAGCAUUUCGAAGACAAUAUUUAUCCAGGUCAUCUCUCUCUCU
Olea europaea var. sylvestris is the source of this 669-nucleotide messenger RNA. RefSeq names its product transcription factor bHLH35-like. Gene Ontology annotation, cellular component: nucleus. The annotation marks the transcript as partial. The transcript has 4 exons. NCBI's taxonomy places the organism in Eukaryota, Viridiplantae, Streptophyta, Magnoliopsida, Lamiales, Oleaceae. Gene Ontology annotation, molecular function: sequence-specific DNA binding; DNA-binding transcription factor activity; protein dimerization activity. Gene Ontology annotation, biological process: regulation of DNA-templated transcription. The record is from RefSeq and is a predicted model, not a curated record.